AUGGUGGGCGAUAAGGUACUAUUGAAAGUCUCGCCGGUGAAGGGUAUCAUGAGGUUUAGAAGGAGAGGCAAGUUAAGUCCGAGGUUCAUCAGUUCAUUCGAGGUUUUGGAGAGUGUUGGCGAGGUUGCAUACAAGCUUGUUUUUCCUUCUAGCCAAUCGAGAGUUCAUCCGAUAUUCCAUGUGUCUAUGCUCCGGAGGUACCAUGCUGACAGGUCCCAUGUUUUGGUUUAUAGCAAAGUUCACAUGGAUGAGAUCUUGAGUUACGAGGAGGUACUAGUUGCGAUGAUUGACAGGAUGGAGAGAGAGGGUAGUAGUAAGGCCCGAUCCGCGGGCAAUCCUGGAGAUUCAUUUGGUGAGGGGAGAUCAACCUUUAGGGGAGGGUUGUCAGGUCCAUCUCAGUCUUUAGCCAGUGCCAUGCCAGCAUGGCACAAUCAGCAAUAG
Messenger RNA from Nicotiana tabacum (common tobacco), 441 nucleotides. Lineage: Eukaryota; Viridiplantae; Streptophyta; Magnoliopsida; Solanales; Solanaceae. The record is from RefSeq and is a predicted model, not a curated record.